CUUUGUGUCUGCACAGAGAGUGGCUUUUUGUAGAUGUCUGCAGGAUUUUGUUUUUGUCAGGAUUAUGCAUGUAGCUUCCUGUCUCUGACCUGUAGAUGGUGCUAUCAUACAUAUUUCAAAACCCUGAUGUGAUAUGCUGGAGCAUAACUGAAUUAUGUAAAGACGGUCAGAACGUUUCCCUCAAGAUAUAAGGAAAACAUUUGGGUUGACUGAUUUGGAAAAUUAAUACUGAUGAAAAGAUUGUUAUCAAACUGUCAUGUAGCCUUUUAUAAAGACAGAAAGUCAUUACAUUCAUGAUGUGUAGGACGACAGCUUUUAAUGGUCAAACACAGACUGAUGCACUGACCAACUGUUACAGCCCUGGUCUGAGGCCUGUCAGUCUCCCCCUCCGUCCCCUGUGUUGAUUAGUGUCAUCACACUCACCUGUGUCUCUCUCAUCAGUCUCACUAGCGUCACCUGCUGCGUGUCCCUCUCCUUCACACAGGCCUGGUCGGGUCGUGGUGAUUGUGUGACAUUUUCAGUGUGGUGGUCAUGUUCAGCGGUUCCUGUGUGCCUUGUUCCAAGUUCCUGUUGGUGGUCAGCGUGAUGUCGUUCCUGCCUGGCCCUGCUGCCCAGACAUGGUGAUAGAAUGACCCUCAUCUGUGGACCCAAAGACAGACGGACAGACAGAACAGAACUCACCUUGUUCCAGAGUGUUAGAAAACAGCAGAUUCUGGAUUCCAGGUGAUGGGGAUUGACUUGAUGUGAGACUUUUCAACAAUCUACAAUAAUGACCUUUUCUCAGAAGGUAACACAUUUCAGCUAAUAACCUGUCCCAGGUGAAAAUGGACAAUCUUUUGGCAGAAAUACAAAGUGUUACCUAGCAACCGCCCCCCCUGCUGUCCCCACCAACACAGUAGUAUCAAUAGUCAGCCUGAAGGCAUCUCUGUAGAUGACCCUGCCUCCCUAUCAAAGACCGGCUUCAGCUCAGUUCCACGGGCCCUGUGACUCCCUCCCGAUUUGGCAGACAACAGGCUCAUUCUCUGUACCUCCACUGCUGACCUCAUUGUCUCUUUGUGAAGAGAAAAUCCACAGUUGCAUUCUGUUAAAUGGCAAACGGUGCAUCAGCUGUGAGCAGGACACACUGUUCCAUCCGUAGCCGGGGUCUACAGAUGAGCAGGGACUCUGACACUACGAUAGGACUGGACACCAGGAGAAAAUGAGUCUUGAUGGAGAUUCAUUAUCGGUGAUCGAGAACCCUGUAGUGGUCAGUCAGCAGUCUCACUCAGAGACCCAAACAGCAGCAGUUGCAGAGACCAAAAGUGUACCGGCCUGGUUAAAAGGAAUCUAUUCCAUAAAUCAAGCUCACAGGCUGCUGAGGCUGCUGGCAGCGUUGUGUGCACUCGGGCUCCUGGGAGGUGUAGCUGUAGGCGUCUGGUUUCUAGUGAAGCUUCUGUUGAGGCCGUCUUCCUCUCAGAGUGCAGUGGGACUUGACGACACAAAGGAAACGUCCUUCUGCAAUGUCACAGAAGACAUUUCCAUCUCUGACUCCCGCAAAGUGUUUUACAGAAUUAGCCCAGAGAACUCCCUCCUGGAGAUCCAGCUGGGGAGGCUGUCCACCUGGCUGCCAGUGUGCUACGAGAGGUGGAACUCCUCGCUGGGAACGCUGGUCUGUCGACAGCUGGGUUACUGGAGACUGACCAAAGAAAAGGGAGUCAAUCUAACAGAUAUCAGGCCAAACUACACGAAUGGCUUCAUACAAAUCACCUCUGAAAACAGGAGUAGGCUGGAAAACAUAUGGCAACACAGGGAGAACUGCAUCACCAGAAAGGUCAUCGCUCUGCAGUGUUUUGACUGUGGAACGAGAGCAAAGUUGCCCCGGAUAAUCGGGGGGGUGGAGGCAGUGCUGGGCAGGUGGCCGUGGCAGGUCAGCCUGUACUACAGCAACCGUCACACCUGCGGCGGCUCCAUCAUCACGAGCCAAUGGGUCGUCACAGCUGCCCACUGUGUGCACAACUACAGGCUUCCCCAGGUGUCCAGCUGGGUGGUCUACGCAGGGAUCGUAACACGAAGCUCGGCAAAAGCAACUCAGUACGCAGGACAUGCUGUGGAGAAGAUCAUCUACAACAAGGACUACAACCACAGGAGCCAUGACAGCGACAUAGCAUUGAUGAAGUUGAGGACACCGCUAAAUUUCUCUGAUACGAUUCGACCUGUGUGCUUGCCUCAGUACAACCAGAAUCUUCCAGGAGGAACUCAGUGCUGGAUCUCUGGAUGGGGAUACACUCAGCCUGACGCUGUUCAAUCCCCAGACACACUGAAGGAGGCGCCAGUUCCCAUUAUUAGCCCAAAGACAUGUAACAGCUCCUGCAUGUAUAACGGUGGGAUCACCCCAAGGAUGCUUUGUGCUGGAUACACAGAGGGAAAGGUGGAUGCAUGUCAGGGGGACAGUGGGGGACCUCUGGUUUGCCAGGAUGAAAAUGUAUGGAGGCUGGUUGGUGUUGUCAGCUGGGGUACAGGAUGUGCAGAACCCAACCAUCCAGGGGUUUACUCCAAAGUAGCUGAGUUCUUGGGCUGGAUCUACGAAAUGAUUGAGAACUACUGAGGAGACUACUAUAAAAACAACAAAGAGCUGCUGAUUUCAUUGCCUGAGCCGCUGGGAAAUUAUUGGUUAUUUUAUCUCAUUUAAGUGUUGACUAUUCUGUGAUGUACACAACUGAGUGGAAAUACACAAAUGUAUCUGUCA
Messenger RNA from Cynoglossus semilaevis (tongue sole), 2725 nucleotides. RefSeq names its product transmembrane serine protease 5 (gene tmprss5). The transcript has 14 exons. Gene Ontology annotation, molecular function: serine-type endopeptidase activity. Bases 1199 to 2584 code for a protein of 461 amino acids. Gene Ontology annotation, cellular component: membrane. Gene Ontology annotation, biological process: proteolysis. NCBI's taxonomy places the organism in Eukaryota, Metazoa, Chordata, Actinopteri, Pleuronectiformes, Cynoglossidae. The record is from RefSeq and is a predicted model, not a curated record.